This is a messenger RNA of Thyridium curvatum, 2217 nucleotides long. RefSeq lists its product as uncharacterized. The record is from RefSeq and is a predicted model, not a curated record. Lineage: Eukaryota; Fungi; Ascomycota; Sordariomycetes; Thyridiales; Thyridiaceae. The coding region runs from base 1 to 2217 and encodes 738 amino acids. The transcript is spliced from 2 exons.
AUGGGAUUCAGCGACAGCAUCAGCACCACCAUAAGUGAUGAGGAUCAGAAGAGACGCCGAAACGAUCGAGCGGCAUUGAAGACCAGUCUGAACCAGAUGUACGCCGAGUUGGGCAUCAAACCACAAACCAACGCCGGAAGCAAGCUUUGCGGGAAAUGCAUCAACGUCAUGGCAACUUUCAGGGAGAGUCAGCGAGACGGACCAGACGCAGGGUGGAGAAGUUUCAACGCAAAGCACUUUCUGACGUUCGGCGAGGUGCAACGGGCAGCGCAGCAUGGAUGUGCGCUUUGUGCUGCCUUUACCUGUGCCGACCUAGACCCUUGCUAUAAUAUAGGCCCGCCUGGGGUCGUCUGCAUUGACGACGACAGUAGCGAUCUAAGGUACAAGUACGAAAAUCCUGAAGGCGACGCCGAUGAAGAACCUACGUUCUUCGAAACACUUGAGACAGAGCUACCAGAGCCUGACCUCUCAACCGAAGAACAGUUUGGUGUUCCCUGCUCACAUGAAAAGCGGUUGAACAACCACAUAUAUCGCAGCACAAGGGAUGGUCUCCCCUUUUGCAAGACCUGGCUAGAACAUUGUCUACAGCACCAUGAGCAUUGCCGUAAGAGGUCGGCAGGCCUUCCUACCCGCCUUGUGGAUGUGCGAGGCUCGACUGUCAAGUUAUGCCUAGGGGUCGAACUCAAAGAUCAAAGCACGAGUUAUGCAACACUGAGUCAUUGCUGGGGAGGCCACAAUUUCAUGACCCUCACCAAGCAAAACCUGUCUCUCUUUCUCCGGGGUAUCCCAAUGCAAGACCUCACAAAGACAUUCCAGGAAGCCAUCGAGACAACUCGGUAUUUGGGUCUUGAUUACAUUUGGAUCGACUCCCUCUGCAUCGUGCAGGACAGCCAUCAAGACUGGCAAGAGGAGUCCGCGCUGAUGGCAGGCGUCUAUGGUAAUGCCACUGUCAACAUCGCCGCUACGGCGGCAGUUGACGGGAGGGACGGGUUGUUCUUCAACCGUCCCUCGAACUGGCGCUGGCAGAUCCAACUGAGGAACGAUUACGGAGACGACAUCGAGGUUUAUUAUUGUUUUCCAACUGGCUGGGAUGUAGCCACAUCGCUGCCCCUAACUAAACGGGCUUGGGUUGUUCAAGAGCGUUGCCUCUCUCACCGAACGAUUCAUUUUACCAAGCGGCAGGUGUUUUGGGAAUGCAACGGCGGCCACUACUGCGAAUCAAACCCCACGGGGUAUGGGAGCUCUGUUAUGGCUGGCGAGUGGCACGCAAAAUACAGCAUCGAGACCUUCAGGAUGGAGAGACGGUUUUUGAACAUGCACACCUGGUGCAACGUCGUGCAGACUUAUACUGAAUGUCAGAUGACUAAACAGACCGACAAGCUUGCAGCCAUCGCCGGCUUCGCCAGGGCCGUGCAGCAGUCGUUGAAACGAUCAAAGAGAUACAUUGCUGGUAUGUGGGAGGAAGGCUUAUUGGGCCAGCUCUCCUGGACGGCUCAGAACCCAGGGGAACGAAAUACGGCCAUCAGCGCGCCGUCAUGGUCCUGGGCUUCAGUUGAUGCUAUCAUCAAGGCUUAUUUUCAUGGAGACGGCGACCACCUCUAUCUGGAAUUUCCACAAAGGAGGAGCAGAUAUCGCGCGGUUACAGUGGAAAGUAUUGAGGUCCAGUAUACGUCGCCCAGUGACGAAUUUGCAUCAGUUACUUCCGCAGUUCUUCGCCUGCGAUGCGAGUACUUGUACCACGGUAUCCUCCAGCCUUUCACGUCAAAGUACAAUUGGGAUUAUCUAUACAACUUUCAGGGUGCUAGGGAUAAAGGGCACACACCGCGGACUCUUGAUGUUACAUGGGACCUCGCCGACUUCUCCCCAGAAAGCAACUCGGGCGGCGUGGAAGUAUAUCUCUUCCCUCUCAUGUCGCGUAACGUACGGGGUUGCGAUGAAUCGUCAUCCAAGGGUUUGGUGCUUCGGCCGCGCUCGGAGAAUGGUCAGUAUGAACGUGUCGGAUACUACGAGGUCGAUGAUCGUCACAUGGACUUCCAUGUCUACCCGCCCGAGGAGGAGGAUGGGAUGCCCCCGUCCUGGAUUGAGGGCUUUGAUUACAGGGGCUCAAAAGAACUUUUCCAGCCUACGGACUGCAUCGCGAACAGAGAAGAUGCGAGAUUUUCCUGUAUCCGUGACAAGGGCGAUGAAUCCACUGAUUUCUUUAUUGAUAUACUGUAG